Daucus carota subsp. sativus is the source of this 1742-nucleotide messenger RNA. RefSeq names its product 1-aminocyclopropane-1-carboxylate oxidase homolog 1. Lineage: Eukaryota; Viridiplantae; Streptophyta; Magnoliopsida; Apiales; Apiaceae. Bases 191 to 1354 code for a protein of 387 amino acids. The record is from RefSeq and is a predicted model, not a curated record. The transcript has 3 exons.
UUGUAAUUUUAAUUCUAUAUAAUAGCUGCAAAAGCAACUCUAGUUGUGUACCGAGUUGCUCUUAUUCUCUUAAGUUAGUGUGAGCUUGUCUGCAGACAUAUAUAUCUUCCUUUUCCGUAGGUAUCAAAACAAUUUCUUAUACUAUUAGCAAGUCCAUUAAUCCAGGAAGCUUAAUUAAACAUCAGUAGAAAUGGAGGUUUUAGGCAGCAGCACUUGUAAGCAGCAGCCAUCUGAUUAUGACAGGGUUAAAGAAGUGAAAGAAUUCGAUAACACAAAGUGUGGAGUCAAAGGCCUCCUAGACUCAGGACUUGUCAAAAUCCCAAGAAUCUUCAUUCACUCCCCAGAAAACCUCCAAAACCCAAUCUCCACCACAGACAUCUCAGCCAGCCAGCUUGAGAUGCCAGUGAUAGAUCUCCAAGGCCUUGAGAGUUGUUGUCGCCGCGCAGAAGUGGUGAACCAUAUCUGCAAGGCAUCAAUGACAUGGGGAUUCUUUCAGAUGGUUAAUCAUGGAAUUACCAAGACUGUGAUGGAAAAUAUGAUACAAGGCAUCAAGCAGUUUCAUGAGCAGGCAAAUGAAGUGAAGAUGGGAUGGUACUCGCGUGAUCCUAAGCAAAAAGUGAGGUACUACUCCAACGGAGAUCUUCAUGUCUCCAAAGCAGCAAACUGGAGGGACUCCAUUGCUUGCAGCUUUGAAGAUGGCUUGCUGGACUCAGAUGCCUUGCCACUUGUUUGCAGGGAAGCAAUAGGCAACUAUAUGAAGAGCUUGAUUAAACUAAAGGAUACACUAUCUCAGCUGCUUUCAGAAGCACUGGGGAUCAGAAGUGACUUCCUUGCAAGUAUUGAUUGCAUGGAAACUGCAUCUCUUGUGUGCCACUAUUAUCCAUUCUGCCCAGAACCCGACUUGACUCUAGGCGCAACCAAGCACUCAGACCCAUCUUUCCUUACCAUCCUUCUUCAAGAUAGUAUCGGAGGCCUCCAAGUCCUUCAUGAUACUCAGUGGAUCGACGUGCAUCCUAUAAACGGAGCACUAAUAGCUAACAUUGGAGAUUUGAUGCAGCUAAUUAGCAAUGGCAAGUUUAAAAGUGUCGAACACAGAGUGCUAGCUGGAAGAGCUGGUCCCAGAAUAUCAGCAGCGUGUUUCUUCUACCCAGGUACUGCCAGUUAUUGUAGACCAUACCGGCCAAUUCAGGAGUUACUAUCCGAAAAGAAUCCACCUAUAUACAGAGAAACGAGCCACAAGGAGUAUCAUGCUUACUACAAAUCCAAAGGACUUGAUGGUUCGUCAGCUCUUCCUCACUUCGAGCUGCAGCAAAGUGAUGACUUGUCAUUAUCUGAAAAUCAAACUACGUUAUAACUUUAAUUACUAAGUCAUUAUAUCGAUAUCAUAUGAAUACCUCAGCUGUUCCUCUCCACAUAGCUACUAGGUCUAUCGUACCAGUUUCAGAUAGAUCCAUCUGUCCUUCCUCGCUUUAAGCUGCAAAAAUGUCUCAACUCACCGAGUACUAGAGUAUUACUAUCAGACAGACCUAAAAAUGAUCUUGUUGGAUGUAUUGUUCCUAUUUGGUCAAAUACCUAGGAUAAAACUCUUAUGUUCCUAUCAUCGCGCUAUUUCUGAACAAGUUCCUGGAUAAACAUUAUAAUCCCGGUCUCUGUGUUCGAUGUACCAGGACCAUUAUGUAAAGUAUCUUGUUCAAAUUGUUAUGUAUCAGAAGUAUUCAAUGAAUCUAAUCCUGUAAAAUGAA